Molecule: messenger RNA, 536 nt
Organism: Ectocarpus sp. CCAP 1310/34
Lineage: Eukaryota; Phaeophyceae; Ectocarpales; Ectocarpaceae
Source: the annotation of a GenBank genome assembly
AUGGCCCCAUCGGUUCAGUACCGCCGGAAGAACAGCGCAAUCACGGCGGCGGUCUUUUGCGGCAGCCCUUCGCACUCCGCUGAUGCCUUAGCUCAGGCUUUUUCUCCGUCAUUUUUCUUUUCGACGGAGAGCGGGGCUGUCUGCUACGCGGACGAUCUUGGUCAUUGCUCCGAGGUCCAGCAGCUCACCUCACCGGUGGACAGGCUCAUGUUCUACGAGGCUGCCCGGCGGCUCGUGGUCAUCACUCGGUCGCUCCUCAUGACUCAACUACAGGCUAACGUACCUAGAAAAGGUAUACCAAAAUACAAUGGACCCCAAGGGUUAGCAGAGCGAUAAAAUACAAGAAAACAAAAGAAUCAGAAACAAAUAAAUAAAUAAAUAGUGGAACGUGCGCACCACCAGCCUGGGGGGUAGCCUUCCGGAAGGACCCCAAGGGUCAGCAGUACGUGCCAGUAAAACAACAAAACAAAAUAAAACGAAAUAAACCAAAGACAGACGAGGACAUAAACAAACUCGCACAGAGGCAGGGAUAUCCG